CUUUUGUACAAUACCUAUUUUUAUUUUUAUCUGCAAAUUUUUAAAGGAUAGAUGCAUUCAGAGUAUAAACAACAAAAAACAAUAUACUUGUAGCAAAAUUUUGACAAUCAAGUACACCUUUAAAUUUUUCUUAAAAAUUUUUGAAUUAAUUUUGAUUUUUCAAAAUGCCGGAUAAAGAGUUUUUUGAUUUUUUAUCACAAACAAUUGGAAGAUGUGAAACACGUUUUGAAAGAUAUUUAAUACCUUCCCUUUCAAAGCCAAAACGAAUAGAAUGUAUUUGUAAAGAUGAUAAUGAGAAAAAGAGCGCAGCACAGGUUCAACCCUCACCGCAAAAAAGUCAAUCAAAUAUCGAAGAAUACCAAGAAGAUCUUCGAAUAAUAAAUGCAGCCAAAAAUUUUGAAGCACUCACAGAUGUAACCAAUAUCGACAAUCCCAAAAUCGUGAUAUGGCAGUAUAUGACUAAGAAAGAACUCGAAAACUUUUUAUCCAUUAAUGACCCGAUAGCAAUAGAACAAAUUAUUGAGGAAAAGUUAGGAUCAGAAUUUAUAAAGGGAACAUGUAGAAAAAUGUUUGUCGAAUUAAUUAAAAGUGCAACAGACUUUUGUAAAGACUAUGGAUUUACUGUGGAAGAAACUGGUUCAAUUUUAUCUAUAUUUUAUUUAUCGCACCGCUACUUUACAUCGUCAUUGUAUAGAACUGCUCAAGAAGUCUAUAAUUAUUUCAAAGAAUUUUUAUUCUGCGUCUCUAUUUCAUGUCCUCCAGAAAGCAUUAAACUCUUAGACACUGCAAAAAGUCGAGAAGUAUUAAAUUUUUUUUGUCGAAUUUAUUUGCGUAAUUUACCCUUAAUACGUUUACUGUGUAUCCCCAAUUACGGGUUUUUUAUGGACUAUCACGUAGAAAUCGACGAACUAGAAGAACUUAUUAAAGAAGUGAAAAACAAAAUUAAACCGGGCAAAGGUGGUAAAAAAGACAAGAAAAAAGGUGGGAAGAAAAAAUAAGUCUUUGUUGUUAAUAAAUUGCAAGUUUUGAGUUAUUGUUAUAUAGGCAGGACAGAAAACCGAAAAUAAAAUCAAAAUAA
Messenger RNA from Agrilus planipennis (emerald ash borer), 1078 nucleotides. RefSeq names its product coiled-coil domain-containing protein 189-like. The transcript has 3 exons. NCBI's taxonomy places the organism in Eukaryota, Metazoa, Arthropoda, Insecta, Coleoptera, Buprestidae. Bases 165 to 998 code for a protein of 277 amino acids. The record is from RefSeq and is a predicted model, not a curated record.